AUGGAGCCCGAGCGGGGGCCGGCGGCGGCGGGCGCGCGUCCGGACCUGGGCGGCCUGCUGCGGGCGGUGCUGGCGAGCCGCGGCCGGGCCAACUCUGUGUUCGAUAUCCUGGCCGUACUGCAGUCUGAGGACCCGGAGGAGAUCCAGGAAGCCGUACGCACGUGCGGCAGACUAUUUGGGGCCCUGCUGGAGCGGAGAGAACUAUUCGUGGGCCAGCUGCCCCCGGAGGACACGGUCCGGGCAGGGACCCAGGGAGCCGUGUGUAAGUAUAAGGUGUGGAUGAGACACCGUUAUCACAGCUGCUGUAACCGCCUGCAGGAGCUGCUUGCCCAUCCGGCGUUCCAGGUCAAGGAGCAGGCCCUCAGGGUGCUCAUGACGUUUGUGCAGCUGGAAGGAGCGCAGCCCUUGGAGAAGGCCCAGUGGGAGGGCCACUACCUGUUCCCCCACAGUCUCUUCAGGGUAGUGGUGGGAGGCCUCCUCUCCUCCGAGGAGGACCAGAGCCUGCUCAUCUCCCAGUUCUGCCAGUACUUGGAACAUGAUGACAUCCGUUACCACACAAUGCAGGCGGCUGCGGCCACCACAGCCAAGGUCACCACCCAGCAGCCCGAGGCAUCCCUCACCUUCUGGAACAAUGCGUUCACACUGCUGUCUGCUGUAAGCCUGCCCUCCCAGGAUGGUGAGGUCACCAGCUUCUAUGUGAAACACACAGAGCUGUCCAACAAGUGGAAGGUCACUCAUCUGAAGGAGCAUAGGAAGGCCUUCCAGGCAAUGUGGCUCUGCUUCCUCAAGCACAAGCUGCCUCUCAGCCUGUACAAGAAGGUGCUCCUGGUUAUGCAUGACUCCAUCUUGCCUCACCUGGCCCAACCCACCCUCAUGAUUGACUUCCUUACUAGUGCUUGUGAUGUGGGGGGUGCCAUCAGCCUCCUGGCCUUGAACGGACUUUUUAUCCUGAUCCACAAACACAACCUGGAGUACCCUGAUUUCUACCGGAAGCUCUAUGGCCUUCUGGAUCCAUCCAUCUUCCAUGUCAAGUAUCGGGCCCGCUUCUUCCAUCUAGCUGACCUCUUCUUGUCAUCCUCCCAUCUCCCUGCCUACCUGGUGGCUGCCUUCGCCAAGCGCCUUGCACACCUUGCUCUGACGGCACCUCCCGAGGCCCUCCUCAUGGUCCUGCCCUUCAUUUGCAACCUGCUGCGCAGACAUCCUGCCUGCCGCGUCCUGGUGCACCGCCCGCAAGGCCUGGAGCUGGAUGCUGACCCCUAUGACCCCAUGGAGGAGGAUCCAGCCAAGAGCCAGGCCCUGGAGAGCUGCCUGUGGGAGCUGCAGACGCUCCAGCAGCAUUACCACCCUGAGGUGUCCAAAGCUGCCAGUGUCAUCAACCAGGUCCUGUCUGUCCCUGAGGUCAGCAUCGCCCCGCUCCUGGAGCUCACUGCCUAUGAGAUCUUUGAGCGGGACCUGAAGAAGAAGGGGCCGGAGUCGGUACCCCUGGAGUUCAUCCCCGCCCAGGGCCUGCUAGGCCGGCAGGACGACCUCUGUGCCCAGCUCUUCACGCUCAGCUGACCCCAGCCACCACUCCAUCCCCACCCAAAUAAAUGGCUUCUAUAGAA
Dipodomys ordii (Ord's kangaroo rat) is the source of this 1604-nucleotide messenger RNA. It is a transcript of the gene Noc4l, whose product is annotated as nucleolar complex associated 4 homolog (S. cerevisiae). Lineage: Eukaryota; Metazoa; Chordata; Mammalia; Rodentia; Heteromyidae. Gene Ontology annotation, cellular component: nucleolus; Noc4p-Nop14p complex; small-subunit processome. The record is from RefSeq and is a predicted model, not a curated record. The transcript is spliced from 15 exons. The coding region runs from base 1 to 1557 and encodes 518 amino acids. Gene Ontology annotation, biological process: ribosome biogenesis.